This is a messenger RNA of Camelina sativa (false flax), 973 nucleotides long. RefSeq lists its product as uncharacterized. NCBI's taxonomy places the organism in Eukaryota, Viridiplantae, Streptophyta, Magnoliopsida, Brassicales, Brassicaceae. The record is from RefSeq and is a predicted model, not a curated record.
CCACCAUAUCUCUUUCUCUCGUCCUCCUCUCUGUAAUUUUUAUUUUGGAAAUGGUUCUUCCGUUUCUGUCUUCCUCUCUCCUUCUUCGUCUCUCUUCUCCGAUCAUGUCCCCUGAUCCCAUCACCUCCUUCUUCUUCUUAUUCUCUCUUUCUCAUUAAAUUGUUUACCUUUUUUACCGUAGCAAUUCAGAUCGAUCGCCCCAAUAUUUUUAACUAAUUUUUUACACAGAAGAAGAUUUUAUAAUAAUAAUAAUAAAAAAACCCCUACCUACCUGCCUAAAAAAGAUAUGUCUAUGGAGAGUUCAUUAGGUUUCAUGGCGGUGUUCGCCGUCUCAGGAAGCGUUGUCUUCUUAGCGAGUCAAUUUCACAAGCGUCUUCUCUCCGAUUACAUGGACAAGUUCGAUUUCGAAAUCCGAUCGAAGAAAAAUGUGGUGAUGAAGAAGAAGGUGAGAUUCGCGGCGGAUGUGGUUGAGCCUUCGGGGAAUAACAAAGAGUAUCGCCGGAGACACUCUUCCAAAUCCAAAUCGUCCAAUGCCAAGAUGGCGGCAACUAUUUGAUCUUCCAAAGGUUUUUGUUUUUUUUUUUGUACAAUUAUUAUGUAAAUUAUUCAUUUUGGGGGUUUUUGUGAUUUGAAAAAAAAAAACUCGUUAUUUAAUUUUCGGAUUUUUAUUUUUAUAUUUUCUCAUAUAUGAAUCUGAAUCUGGGGAAAAAAAACCUUCAUCAAAGUCUUCUUCCCCAGGGGGUCAAUUCUUUUUCUAAAUUUUUAAUUUUCUUGAGGGGUUUCUUACUUGUAAAUAAUUGUUUUGUGUAAAUACAUAUUGGUGAUUCCUAAUUUACAUAUUUUUGUUCUUAAAUCAUUUGUUCUUUUGAUUUUAGCCUAAUCCUUAAUUAAAGGGUUUACCAUUCAAUACAACACUGUAUCUGUAUGGAAUAUGUUGUGCUGGCUCUUCUUUAAUUACAACUUUUUCCAUUAU